Ilex paraguariensis (yerba mate) is the source of this 1549-nucleotide messenger RNA. The record is from the annotation of a GenBank genome assembly. Lineage: Eukaryota; Viridiplantae; Streptophyta; Magnoliopsida; Aquifoliales; Aquifoliaceae.
AAUAAACAACAGAAACCGAUAUAGAAGAGAAAAAAACCUUUUUAGGUAUAUAGUAGAAAAUCUUAAAUUUAUGUGGUGGUACAAAGUGGGAUUUUCCCAAAUAAAAACGUAAAAAAUCUUCUCUUUAUUUUCAUCUCUUUCUGAUUCAGAGAUCCGUGAAGAAGGUCAGAAAUACUGAAUACAGAGUAGUCUCUGCUCUCGUCGCCUUAAGCUAUCUCUUGCUAUUGUAUUCAAUAUAUAAUUACAGAAAAUGGAAAAUCUUUCUCACAAUUAUCAUUCAGUGCUCUCAACUUCUGUUAUUACACAAAAGCCUCCUUCGUCAUUUUUUUUUCUUCAACAGGUACGUAUCAUUCCUUCACCCAAUCGCUGUAGAAGCUCCAAAAGAGUCCUAAAGAUGGCACAAAACCCAGCUGUCAACCAGCAGAAAAUCAUAAUAACGAACAAUCAUGGGGAAAAGCUUGUGGGUUUAUUGCAUGAAACUGGAUCUACAGAGGUCGUAAUCUUGUGCCACGGGUUUCGAUCCUUAAAGGAACACAACACUAUGGUGAGCCUUUCUAAUGCUUUAGAAAAUGAAGGAAUAAGUGCCUUCCGCUUUGAUUUUGCUGGAAAUGGGGAAAGUGAAGGUUCAUUUGAGUAUGGUAACUACUGGAGAGAAGCUGACGACCUAUGUGCUGUAGUCCAACACUUAAAUGGAGCAAGCCGUGUUGUAAGUGCGAUUCUGGGACAUAGUAAAGGAGGCAAUGUGGUGCUCCUAUAUGCAUCUAAGUAUCAUGAUAUCCGCACAGUUGUCAAUGUUUCUGGCCGCUAUAAUCUGAAAAGAGGCAUUGCGGAUCGCUUGGGAGAAGACUUUUUGCAAAGGGCCAAGAAGGAUGGAUUUAUUGACGUAAACAAUAACAGAGGAGAAGUUGUUUUCCGGGUGACCGAGGAAAGCUUGAUUGACCGUCUAAAUACAAAUAUGCAUGAAGCAUGCCUCCAAAUUGACAACCAAUGCAGGGUCUUGACAGUCCAUGGAUCUGCUGAUGAAAUCAUACCCGUUGAAGACGCGUUGGAGUUCGCCAAGAUCAUACCUAACCACAAACUACACAUUAUGGAAGGAGCUGAUCAUGGAUACACUGCACAUCAAGCUGAAUUAGCUGCUGUAGUUUUGCCCUUCAUAAAAGAAGGCUUGCAGCAUUACAAAGAUACUUCAAGUCAGGUGUCUAGUUGAAUGUGUCCAUGAUGCAGGGCAAGAUGCUUAAGCUGUAAGUGUUGGGCUUAUCAGUGGGAGAUUCUUCACCCCUAGCAUGUUAGUUUUCGAAUGAGAAGUUCUGGUUGUAAGCACAUUACCAUUUGUUAUACUAUUAUUUGGCGUUGUAUAUUCUCUAUUAACUUGCAAAAGAAGUUGAUUGAGUAAUGUUUAAUGGCCCAUGCUUUAUAUAUUCCGUGCAAUUAGUUGAUUGGAAGAUGUAUAUCCACUCUGAUUGUCAAUCGAGUGAACUACUCUUGAAAACUAAUGAUACGAACAGGUCAUUAUGAAAAACCAUUUGUGAAUAACAGUGGGCAUCCAAAC